Messenger RNA from Trichoplusia ni (cabbage looper), 398 nucleotides. RefSeq names its product antifungal protein-like. The coding region runs from base 4 to 303 and encodes 99 amino acids. Lineage: Eukaryota; Metazoa; Arthropoda; Insecta; Lepidoptera; Noctuidae. The record is from RefSeq and is a predicted model, not a curated record. The transcript has 2 exons.
AAGAUGGGUAUAAAAAUGUCGGCAGGAAAGAUUUUAGAACAUUGUCUAACAACGAUUCACAAAAUGAAAUACUUCGCAAUCUUCGCCUUGGUGGUGUGCGCCUUCCUGGCUGUAGUCGGUGCCGAAGAGUUCCGGCCACAUGACUCCGUCGUGAGGUUAGUCCGCAGCCCCGUCGCCGGCUACGGCCACGGUUACGGCCACGGCUACGGCCACGGCUACGGUCACGGAUACGGCCACGGAUAUGGACAUCACGGCUACGGGCAUGGUUACGGACACGGCUACGGACACGGAUACUAUGGUUAAGUCUGAAGUUAUGACACUUGGAAUUGUAUCGCGUUUACGACUUGCUGUGUGAUUGAUUAAUGUAUAAGAACUGUAAAUAAAAGAUUUAAAUUUUA